Eucalyptus grandis is the source of this 1481-nucleotide messenger RNA. RefSeq names its product transcription factor bHLH51. Gene Ontology annotation, molecular function: protein dimerization activity; DNA-binding transcription factor activity. The record is from RefSeq and is a predicted model, not a curated record. The coding region runs from base 413 to 1222 and encodes 269 amino acids. Lineage: Eukaryota; Viridiplantae; Streptophyta; Magnoliopsida; Myrtales; Myrtaceae. Gene Ontology annotation, biological process: regulation of DNA-templated transcription. The transcript has 2 exons.
GAUCCCCGGAUGCAUCAAAUUAGAUGUGCUUUUUCCAAAUGGGCCACACCGAUAUCUCUUCUACUGUUUCUUGCUUUUGUCCAUUUUCGAAGUGUGAACAUGGCCAUUUACGAUACUCCUCCAGGACAAUAUCUUCUCUUACACUUCAAGAUUUCCUGAGAGCCCUCCUUGUUGUUUGCCAAAGUCCACCAGAAAAUUCAUGCUGAAGUGACAGGCAGAUAUGGAUGAUUUGCCAUCUCUUGACCAUAUUCGUAGAGUUUCUCUUCACCAACACAUCACACCAAUCGCGGUCUAGUACCGGUUCCAGUGGCAGAGAUUAUUAGUUCAAGAACAGUGGUUCUUCAUACGGAUGAAGGAGAUAUAAAGCUGGGAAUCUUGCGCUGAUUUGCCAGUGAAAGAUUGUGGCUUUGUGAUGGAGAACUUGAAUUGGCUCUCUGAAUGGUCAGGAGAAGCAGAUUGGGUUCAUUCUGAUGAACAAUUGAACCGGGGUUCAUAUCCGAUACCGUCUCAAGCGGCCAUGUUUAAUCCGAUUCAAGUAUGUGAUGAAAAUUUUCCCUGGUUGAUCCCCAUCGGAGGAGUCAUGGCGGACGAUAGAGCGACGAGCGCAAGUGCAAGCGCGAGCGCAAGCGCAAGCGUUUCCAAGAGUCACAGCCAAGCCGAGAAAAGGCGUAGAGACAGAAUCAAUGCGCAGCUUGCCACUUUGAGGAAGCUCAUUCCCAAGUCUGAGAAGAUGGACAAAGCAGCUCUCCUAGCAAGCGUGAUCGACCACGUCAAGGACCUGAAGCGAAAGGCCUCCGAAAUCAGCAAGUCCAUCACCAUCCUCCCCUCCGAGGUCGACGAAGUGAUCAUCGACUGCGAAGACCCCGAACUCAACAAGGGCGGCAAUGACAGUGGCGCCGUCCUCAUCCGGGUCUCCAUCUGCUGCGACGACCGGCCGGAGCUGCUGUCGGAGCUGACACGGGUCAUCAAGGGCCUGAAGCUGACCACGGUCAAGGCCGACGUGGCCUCCGUGGGCGGCCGGAUCAAGAGCGUCCUCAUCCUGUGCGGCGACACCGCCGAUGGAGGCGGCGGCGGCGAUCGAGGAGCGUGCCUGAGCUCGCUCAAGCAGUCGCUAAAAGUGGUGGUGAGCAGGAUCGCCUGCUCAUCGAUGGCUGCCUCGAACUGUCGCAUCCGAAGCAAGAGGCAGAGGUUUUUCUUGCCUUGCCAGAGUCCAUUGCCAUAAUAACAUGCUCCGGUAUUAUGAUCUACGACAGACUUUAAUGGUAUUGAUGUUCUGUUGUAUGUGUAUGUACAUAUUUUGCAUGUGAAUUUGGGAUGUAAUCUGAUUAAUAAUUCUUAGGAAGAUGAAUUUUUUUUUUUCCUUCAACUAAAAAGAAAAGAGAGAAAAAGCAGAUCCUAGAACAUAUCUAUUUUACUGUGACAGGAGCCGCCAAAAUUGCAAUUAAAGGUGAAGCAAAGAUAAGAUUGGCCACAUUGGUAUA